Paramecium octaurelia is the source of this 358-nucleotide messenger RNA. Lineage: Eukaryota; Ciliophora; Oligohymenophorea; Peniculida; Parameciidae. The record is from the annotation of a GenBank genome assembly.
AAUGCACAGCCACACUUUAUCAAUUUUAAAACAACAGUAUCUUAAGACUAUAGAUACAUUAUCUUGCUAAUAGAAAAUCAUAAGCACAGCAAGUGCUUUGAAGAAUUUUAAAUUAGUGGAUGUUGUUCACAGGAACCCAGAAGUAACUCACAAUUUAUAAACUAUUAAAUUGGAAUACCUCAUUAUCUAUUUCUAAAAACAAUCACUAUUGGUAUUAGAAUGUUUUUCGGGCAGAAGUUAAGCACAGAAAAUAGGAUAUUUUGUCUAAUUAAAUAACAUAUUAAAUGAAAAAGGAAUGAUACAUAGGCAUUUUAUCAAAAAUUCAAAUAAGAAUAGGCCUAAUCAAAAAUAAUAAUGA